AUGGCGCCUAGAGAAUCGACUCGGCCCGGCAGGCACCAUCGAUCCCGACAUGGACAGACGGACGAAGAGCCGAGGACAAGCCAGCCGCGUAGAAAACGACCGAAUCAGACAAGACCCGGCGCCGCACCGAACCCCGAGGAGAACCGACAACAGAGGAGAUCGAGACGCUCGUCUCAGACGCUUUCCUCCGAUGCCUUGGCCCAGCUGGAUAGAGAAAAUGAGCGGCGGAAGCGCAACGCCGACAAGGAGCGUCGGAGACGUCGGAGGGGAGAUUACCAGCAGGUAGACGUCACACCGCAACCAACACCCCGAAAGCAGACGAGGCAGCCCGAGCGAAAGAAGAGACGGGUAGUCAGUGGCGCAGUCAUGGAAGAAGGAAGAGCAGGACAAUCAGGCUUGCGAGGAGGUGGCAGCUGGGGCGAUGGUGACUUUGAGAAAGAAAAGCACUACCGCCACCGGGAUAAAAAGCGGGCCAUACCAGAGGAGGAGGAAAAGAAGAAGAAGAAGCUUUGGUGGCUUCUCGGCGGUCUUGGGGCGGUAAUCCUCAUCAUCAUCAUCAUUGCUGCGGCCGUCGUGGUGAGCAAGAAAAACUCAGGCCGAGGCUUGUCCGAUUCGUCUUCGCUGAACGGCAAAGACCCGAGUAGCGUCCCGAGCAAAUGGAAGAAUACCUAUCUCGACCCGUGGACCUGGAAAUCCACGGCGGGUUUCAACACCACCUUUACCGAUCAAAUGGUGGGUGGAUUACCCGUGAUGGGGCUCUACACCGACUGGGACGAUUCUACCAGAGCAAACGACAAAGUGCCGGCGCUGAACGAGGCUUGGGGCUCUUAUGGGAGUCGUCCGGCUCGAGGGGUCAAUCUUGGAGGCUGGCUCUCCUUGGAGCCCUUUAUUACACCGUCUCUGUUCAACUACAACUUGGGACUGGGCAUCGUGGACGAGUAUACCCUCUGCAAGAAUCUCGGGGGUUCCACGGCAGCCACGCUAGAGAGCCAUUACGCAUCCUUCGUCACGGAAGAUACCUUUAAAGCCAUCGCAGCGGCCGGCUUGGAUCAUGUCAGAAUACCCUUUUCGUACUGGGCAGUCGAGGUGUACGAUGGGGAUCCUUACCUCUUCAGAACGUCGUGGAGGUAUCUGCUGCGAGCGAUUGAGUGGGCGCGAAAGUACGGUCUCCGGGUCAAUCUCGAUCUCCACGGCCUCCCCGGCAGCCAAAACGGUUGGAACCACAGCGGGCGUCAGGGCCUCAUAGGGUGGCUCAACGGCACCGACGGCCAACUCAACGCCAAGAGGUCGCUCGAUAUCCACGACCGGCUAAGCCGGUUUUUCGCCCAAGACCGGUAUCAGAACGUCAUCAGCCACUACGGUCUGGCCAACGAGCCGCGGAUGACAUUUCUCAACGUGCCCGACGUCAUCCAGUGGACGGAACAAGCGUACACGACGGUGCGCAAGAACGGGGUGAAGGCGCUGGUGGUAUUCGGCGACGGCUUCAUGGGCCUGGACAAGUGGCAGGGCCUGAUGAGCGGCUACGACGACAUGGUGCUCGACGUGCACCAGUAUGUCAUCUUCAACCAGAACCAAAUCAACUUUUCGCACCAAAAGAAGGUCGAGUACGCGUGCGCAGGCUGGGCGCAGCAGGCCCUGCAGAGCAUGGACCGCAAGACGGGCUACGGACCGACGCAGUUUGCUGAGUGGUCGCAGGCCGACACGGACUGCGCGCAGUACCUGACGAAUGUCGGCUGGGGCAACCGCUGGGAGGGCACGUACAACACGGGCGACAAGGACACCUCGGUGCUUACUCCUCGAUGCCCGACCCUGAACAGCUCAUGCUCGUGUUCCAAGGCCAACGCGGACCCGAGCCAGUACAGCGACGCGUACAAGAAGUUCCUCCAGAUGUUCGCCGAGGCCCAGAUGCACAGCUUCGAGAAGGGCUGGGGCUGGUGGUACUGGACGUGGAAGACGGAGAGCGCGGCGCUGUGGAGCUACGAGGCCGCCUUGACCGCUGGCAUCAUGCCAGCCAAGGCAUACAGUCGAAGCUUUAACUGCGACGCGGACAUUCCCGACUUUUCGGCAAGCGGACUGGCAGAGGUGUACUAA
This is a messenger RNA of Ustilaginoidea virens, 2091 nucleotides long. RefSeq lists its product as uncharacterized. Gene Ontology annotation, molecular function: beta-glucosidase activity. Gene Ontology annotation, cellular component: cell surface; extracellular region. The coding region runs from base 1 to 2091 and encodes 696 amino acids. NCBI's taxonomy places the organism in Eukaryota, Fungi, Ascomycota, Sordariomycetes, Hypocreales, Clavicipitaceae. The transcript is spliced from 2 exons. Gene Ontology annotation, biological process: glucan catabolic process. The record is from RefSeq and is a predicted model, not a curated record.